AUGCCACCUACGACGAUCCGUACGCCCCCCUCUGUGGAGGAUUACACUCCUCUUGAGGAGUUCCAGACGCAGACCCCUGAGACCUUUGUGGGCGGCAAGCCCAUCCUGCACCUGUACGUCUCCAACGCCAAGGCCACGGUCCCCAAGUCGCAAACAGGCGUCCUGGCCGUGUUCCCAGCUGAUGCUCCUGCAGCCUCCAUCAAUACCGAUGGAGAGGCAGAGCAACUCGUAGAGCGUCAGGUUGACGUCUUUGUCAACUCAGAGAACUUUACAAUCUUCAGCAGGGACGCCGAGGCAGGCGUGUCCAUUCCCUACCCUUCCAUAUCGAUUCACGCCGUCAAGCAGGUUGCCGACACCCCCGCUGUAUGGAUGCAGCUUGAGUUCUCAGAUGGCGGAGGCGACGAUGAUGACUUUAGCUGCGUAGAGCUGACCAUUGUGCCCCCCGCGGCCUCGACAACGUCUCCCGAAGAUGCAGACACACGGAGCCCUGCAGUUCGGCUGUACGAGGCGCUCGCUGCGUGCUCCAACCUUCACCCGGAUCCGCAGGGCGACGAAUACGAUGAAGAUGAUGAAGAUCGCAUCGUAAUCGAGGGCAGUGCCGAUCACGAGGCGCUCGAGGGCUUCACGGGCGUCCUCCACGGCUCUGCCGAUGGGUCCCUCCCGCCGCCUAUGCCUGGGAGCGGUGGUUGGAUCACGGCCGACAACGUGAACGACUACUUUGAUGAGGAGGGCAACUGGAUCGGUGGAGGCGACGGUGCUGAAGAGGCUGGCGACGAGUCGACAAAUGGCGCCGGCAGGACGCGUGCCCACGAAGAGAUUGACGGAGAGGAUGUAAAUGGCCAAGUCUCCGAAGAGGCGAAGCGGCCGAGGGUUGACUAA
Molecule: messenger RNA, 879 nt
Organism: Geosmithia morbida
Lineage: Eukaryota; Fungi; Ascomycota; Sordariomycetes; Hypocreales; Bionectriaceae
Exons: 2
Coding region: 1-879 (292 amino acids)
Biological process (GO): mRNA cis splicing, via spliceosome
Cellular component (GO): cytosol; spliceosomal complex
Source: RefSeq, a predicted model, not a curated record